GGGGCGCCCCCGGCUCUGAAGAGUCCCUAGGGCGGGGAGCAGCUCCAGGCAGCGGCGCCGGAGGGAGAGGAAGAAGGGACUGUGCCCAGCCUGGGCGGCCCGGACCCUCCCCGCAGCUUUUGGAGCCGGGGGCCGCCCCGAAGUCUGCGCUUGGCACCGCCGCUUGAGCUAGGGCAGCGCCUGCUGGGACCCCGACCCGGACCCUCUGCGCCUUGUAGGCGGCGGCGGCGCCGCCGCGCCACCCAGCUCUUCCGCGGUCCCCCUGUGUUUGGCGGCAGUCACGGCCAAGAAAGUAUUAUGAGGGAGGCCGAGGACCCCGUGCUCCGGGCAGAGAAUCGGCGCUGGGAUUAGGGGUUGUCACUUCUGAGAGGAUGCUGGGAAUCUGCAGAGGGAGACGGAAAUUCCUGGCUGCCUCGCUGACUGUUCUCUGCAUCCCAGCCAUCACCUGGCUUUACCUCUUUGCCGGGAGCUUUGAAGAUGGGAAGCCGGUGUCCCUGUCUCCGCUGGAGUCGCAGCCGCACAGCCCCCGGUACGCGGCCGCCGGCCAGCGGGAGCGCGAGAGCCUGGAGGUGCGCGUGCGCGAGGUGGAGGAGGAGAACCGCGCGCUGCGCCGGCAGCUCAGCCUGGCGCAGGGCCGCGCCCCAGCCCAUCGCCGCGGCAACCACAACAAGACCUACUCCAUGGAGGAGGGGACCGGGGACAGCGAGAACCUCCGCGCGGGCAUCGUGGCGGGCAACAGCUCGGAGUGCGGGCAGCAGCCGGUCGUGGAGAAGUGUGAGACAAUCCACGUUGCUAUUGUCUGUGCCGGAUAUAACGCCAGCCGCGAUGUCGUCACCUUGGUCAAGUCUGUCCUGUUUCACAGACGGAACCCUCUCCACUUCCACCUCAUCGCCGACUCCAUCGCAGAGCAGAUCCUGGCGACGCUCUUCCAGACGUGGAUGGUGCCCGCCGUACGUGUAGACUUCUACAAUGCGGACGAGCUCAAGUCUGAAGUUUCCUGGAUCCCCAACAAACACUACUCUGGCAUUUAUGGUCUAAUGAAGCUCGUCCUGACCAAGACUCUCCCUGCCAACCUGGAGAGGGUCAUUGUCCUUGACACGGAUAUCACCUUUGCCACUGACAUUGCAGAAUUGUGGGCCGUGUUCCACAAGUUCAAAGGUCAGCAGGUCCUGGGCUUGGUAGAGAACCAGAGUGACUGGUACCUUGGAAACCUGUGGAAAAAUCACCGUCCUUGGCCUGCCCUUGGAAGGGGCUACAACACAGGUAAAUCUGCUUCUGGAUCCUUCUGCCCUUUCUCCUUUAUCUUCUAUUGCCACCGCUUUGGAACCUUGCUCUUGAAGGAUGUAGAUGUGUGGCCUGUGUCAGGAUCAAAACUUGGAGCUCAGGGGGCAGUAGGUUUGGUCAUUCACUGGAACUCCCCCAAGAAGCUGCGGGUGAAGAACAAGCACGUGGAGUUUUUCCGCAACCUCUACCUGACCUUCCUGGAGUACGACGGGAACCUCCUGAGACGAGAGCUGUUCGGCUGCCCCAGUGAAGCUGAUGUCAACAGUGAAAACCUCCAGAAGCAGCUCUCUGAGCUGGAUGAGGAUGACCUGUGUUAUGAGUUCCGGCGAGAACGAUUCACUGUCCACCGAACUCACCUGUACUUCUUACACUAUGAGUAUGAGCCCGCUUCAGACAACACGGAUGUCACCCUGGUCGCUCAGCUCUCCAUGGACAGGCUCCAGAUGCUCGAGGCCAUCUGCAAGCACUGGGAGGGACCCAUCAGCCUGGCCCUCUACCUGUCGGAUGCCGAGGCCCAGCAGUUCCUCCGCUACGCACAGGGCUCCGAGGUGCUCAUGAGCCGCCACAAUGUGGCCUACCACAUCGUGUACAAGGAGGGCCAGUUCUACCCCGUGAACCUGCUGCGCAACGUGGCCAUGAAGCACGUCGGCACACCCUACAUGUUCCUGUCAGACAUCGACUUCCUACCCAUGUACGGGCUCUAUGAGUACCUCAGGAAGUCUGUCAUCCAGCUUGACCUUGCCAGCACCAAGAAAGCGAUGAUUGUCCCUGCAUUCGAGACACUGCGCUACCGGCUGUCUUUCCCCAAGUCCAAAGCGGAGUUGCUGUCAAUGCUGGACAUGGGGACUCUCUUCACAUUCAGGUACCACGUCUGGACAAAAGGCCAUGCUCCCACAAACUUCGCCAAGUGGCGGACUGCCACCACGCCUUACCGUGUUGAGUGGGAAGCUGAUUUCGAGCCAUAUGUUGUUGUGAGAAGGGACUGCCCUGAGUAUGACCGGAGGUUUGUGGGCUUUGGAUGGAACAAGGUGGCUCAUAUCAUGGAACUGGAUGCACAGGAAUAUGAAUUCAUCGUGCUGCCCAAUGCCUACAUGAUCCACAUGCCUCACGCCCCCAGCUUUGACAUCACCAAGUUCCGGUCCAACAAGCAAUACCGCAUCUGUCUCAAAACCCUGAAGGAAGAGUUUCAGCAGGACAUGUCCCGCCGCUACGGCUUUGCCGCCCUCAAAUAUCUCACGGCUGAGAACAACAGCUAGCACCAGGAAACCCACCCCUAGGGAGAGACCUAUUCUGCAGGGGAAAAGCCACUUUGCUAUUUGGGGCCCAGCCUUCAAACUCAAAAUUUGAGCAAUGCUUUUUUGGUUUGUUUUUAUUUGUCUCUUUGGCCCAACAAAGCCGCCCACAUUACAGAGAUCUGGGACAAGGAUCCAGCCAGCUCCUCUCUGCUCCACAAUCUGGCAUUCCCAGAAUGUGGAAGAGUAGCUCAUCGACACAGUCUCUUCAAGAACGGGACACAGGGGUGUUAGAGGGAGCAAAGGGGUUAUCCUACUAAAAAGCCACAAAACCGAGCUGGUCUUUAGGGAUGUUCUUGUUGCUUUUUAAGAAAGGGAAGUCAGGGUGCUGGGGGUUAGCGAUCCCAGAAAAUAAAGGCAAAACUGUCUUUUUGUCCAGAGGAAACUUUCUUUUGUGUCCUGCAAUCUAGCUGUGUAUCCAAGGUGGGGGCCAUCCAAUGAUCUGAACCAACCAUGUGGAAAGACCCAGUGGGGACAUUAUACCUGGUGGGACCUGGAGGUGGGGUGGGUUGGUUCUUUAUCCUCAAGGUCGCUCUUGUUUUGCUUUGAUUUGUUUUCCUUUGAGGGGAUUUUGUUUGUUUGUUUGUUUUUGGUCUGGGAAUCCAAAAUUGAAAACUUGAUCUUUUAAGUCUCUGAAAGAGAAUCUGCUGCGUCAACCAACAUCCCCUUAUGAGCAGUGGCCCAGCAAGGAGGACAAGAGUCUUCAGCCAGUAUUUAAACAUGGGCAGCCCUCGUCAGGAUUCUCACUGAGGCCCCCGUGACCUUGAAUUCCCUACUCUCCAGAAUCCAGGGGCUAAGACGGGGACUGUGGAAAUAGGAAGACCAUCCCGUCUACAACCAGUCACAUUUUCUAUUGGCAGUGACCGCUUCCUGAAGAAAGGGCUCUGAAGGGGCUGCUUCGGUGCACAUGAAAGGUACGAACCUCCCAGGCCUUCAGAAGAACUUUAAUAGUUCACACAUGCCCAAUUCCGAAGAUUCACAUGUCCCUUUGGAGACCUUGAGGAAGAAUGUGUUGGGUUCCUCCGACUCCGACUCCGUGCUGCUUCGCUGCGGGUGGGAGGAGGUCACAGCCUCAGGCUCCCUCUGGGACCUGUCCAGAGGGCAGGCAAGCACCUUUACCAUUACAAGGAUUGAGGAGACGCUGGACUUUUUACCCAUUUUCUUGAAUCUUCAAUAUUAAUGUUGUGUUUACAUUGAUGAGAACAAAAGUCCACGCCCUCCUCUAGGCUGGGCUGUUUGUAUUGAGUUGCAAUGUGACCAGCGAACGCUGCAUUCAAUAAACGAAAGUACGGACUGUGUCUCCCCCGCUCCCUCCCUCCACUCGUGUAAGAAGCUGCAGAGGGUAGCUCCAGGGUAGAGAGCAAGAUCGAUAAACAGCAACUUUACA
Molecule: messenger RNA, 3963 nt
Organism: Lynx canadensis (Canada lynx)
Lineage: Eukaryota; Metazoa; Chordata; Mammalia; Carnivora; Felidae
Gene: LARGE1
Product: LARGE xylosyl- and glucuronyltransferase 1
Exons: 14
Coding region: 372-2540 (722 amino acids)
Biological process (GO): protein O-linked glycosylation via mannose
Molecular function (GO): xylosyltransferase activity; glucuronosyltransferase activity
Source: RefSeq, a predicted model, not a curated record